Molecule: messenger RNA, 1584 nt
Organism: Trichophyton rubrum CBS 118892
Lineage: Eukaryota; Fungi; Ascomycota; Eurotiomycetes; Onygenales; Arthrodermataceae
Exons: 3
Coding region: 1-1584 (527 amino acids)
Source: RefSeq, a predicted model, not a curated record
AUGUCACCACAAAGCUUUAGCCAGCCAGCUCAUCAUUCUCACACUCCACGGGACGAAGAUCAGUUCAACAGUUCUACUUCCGAACGGCGCAGCUCGCUUUCUCGACGUCGAGCGGCAGCCGCAGGAUCAAGCAAUAUCUCGUCCAGCACUGACAUUCGGUUGCGGGAGUUGAAACCGGCGAAUAAGUCUACCACGCUCUUUUCCGCCGACGACCAUACCAAGCCAUCUUAUACUUCAGCAGAGGAGGAUUCGGAUGGAGACAUGGCAAUCGGACGCCCCAGCAUGCAGCGCCCGGGCGAGAGCCGGUCCAAGGUGCCGCUCUUGAAGGGCGAAAGCCGUGGACGGUCUGCGAGCGUCGGCCCGGCCAGCAUGGAAGAAGGACGGCCAUCUCUGUCUCGAGCACGGCCGAGUUUUAGAAGCAAAAGUCCGGAUUUUGGAGCAAAUAAUGCCACAAGGAAGAAAUAUAUCAUUGCUGCCUUUGCAUUGUUCAUCAGUCUUAUCAGCUUUACAGUGCAGACUCAGACUGCCGUUUAUAUCCAGCAGGAGUUGGGAUGGAAUAAACCAUAUUGCAUGCUUUACCUUACACAUGGCUCGUGGAUUUUCCUAUGGCCGGUCCAGCUGCUUGUUCUUCGAAUUCAAAAGAGACAUCUCACAUGGUCUGCAUUCUGGCGUAAACAUGUCUAUAUCCUACAGACAACGGCACAGAUGGUCGAGACUCAGGAACUGCAUCUCACCACCCGCCAGUCGAACAAGUCUCCGAUCCCUUAUAUGGUCAGGACGACGGUCUUCGUGGCCUUGGCUCUCACCAUAGCAGGAGGGUCCUGGUACGUUGCCGUUGACCUAACCACCAGCAGUGACCUGACUGCGAUCUACAAUUGUUCCGCCUUUUUUGCCUACGCAUUCUCCAUCCCCCUACUCAACGACAAACUACGAUUCGAUAAAGUCUUCUCUGUCGGUGUUGCUAUCGUUGGCGUCAUUAUUAUUGCAUAUGGCCCCGGUGGUCCUCCGGAAGGUGCCCCUGCGGGAGAUGCAGAGACCCUCAAAGCAUCUAACAGGGCGUUGGGUAAUAUUAUUAUUGGCAUUGGCAGUGUUCUUUAUGGGCUAUACGAGGUUUUGUUUAAACGGUUUGCUUGCCCGCCGGAAGGGACAAGCUCGGGUCGCGGCGUCAUAUUUGCAAACACCUUCGGGAGCAUGAUCGGUCUAUUUACACUUCUCGUUCUUUGGAUUCCUUUACCCAUCUUCCAUCUCCUUGGUUUGGAAACCUUCCAGCUGCCACGGGGAGAAACUGCGUGGCUUCUUAUCAUUUCCACCCUUUCAAAUGCCACUUUCUCGGGAUCAUUCUUAGUUCUUAUCUCUCUUACCUCACCGGUCCUCUCGUCUGUCGCAGCACUUCUCACCAUCUUCCUGGUUACCCUCGUUGAUUGGAAAUUCAACCACAAAGCACUCGGUUUCACAUCUAUCGUUGGUGGUAUCUUGAUCACCGUUGCCUUCCUACUUUUAAGCUGGAGCACAUAUCGUGAACUAGACGAGGAACGAAAGAAGCGACUGGAAGACGAAGGUCCGGACUCGGAGUCUGACGAAUGA